CUUUCCGGAGAUAUGAAUAAAAUUUUGUUGUAGAUGGCGGUAGUUUUGAAGAUAUUUCGAACACUGCUUAACAUAAGAGAUCGAUCCGUUUUUUAUUACAAUCAGAAAAAUUAGAUUGAUUUUUUGUGAAAGUUUCAUGCAAUCAUUUUGAAUUUCAUCGAGCUCAGAAAAUCAACAACAAAUCUGUAGUCGACUCGAUGAUUCAUUGCACUGUGGCUACAGAGUAAUUGAUCGUAAAUACAAGAGGAAAGAAAAAAGAAAUCUAUUGGUUUAUCUGCUUCAGUCAAUAAGAAUGAGAGAAAGCAAGGUGGCGUACGCUUCAAAAAUUGUGCGAGCGAUUACAUAAAGCAUAUUGAUUCAGAUAAAUAUUAAAACAUGUUUGAAGAAAAAAACUUUCACAAAAAAAAAGAAAAAAGCAUGUUAAGAAAUAAAUAUGUCUAGAACGAAUGGUAUAGGUGUGAGUCUUUUCACAAACACUCGCAUCACAUCAGCACCAGCACUGACAUCCCUAUCUCUCUUUUCUUUGCGUUCCAAAUAUAUUUAUUUCUCAACACUUUUUUUGAGAAUUUUUUUUUUUCAAAUAAAUAUAUAUUUAUAUUUAUCUCAAUUAAUAUGCUUUUCCUAGAUAAAGUACUGAAGUCAGGGUACCCAUAUACUGGAAAAGUCUCAGCAAGGUACCCAACGUAGGUACUUUAAAAAUUCUCAGUGAUCACACUGAUGCAUGUACUUUCUCAGGUAUCCGUAUCAGUAUUUGUGCCGAGCAAAUACUUGUAUGAGUACCCACAUAGGUAAAUUUACUGAGGCAAACUCAGCUAGGUACCACCAUUUCCUAUUUUCUCUGUUAACGCACUGGGACAACGCAUUAAUGAACUAAAGCAAAAAUUGGAUUUAGUGGUGGAACCAGGAUUUCGGUCUAGGGGGAGCUGAGCUCCAUCUUAAUUGUCCAAAGUCUGUUUACAACAGUAAAAGAUUUUUUUUGAAAACUUUCAAGCUGGAGGCGGUUCUUUGCGUCCUAAUAUCCUAUUUAAUCACUUUUUGUUCUUGCUCAUGUAUUUUUUUAUAUAUCUAUCAACAUAUGAUCAGAUUAUAUUUCUAAUUUAUUUCAUAUAACUUAACCGCAUUAACACAAUCCUACUAUUUUUAUGUUUUAUGGCGAAUACAUUGACAACUUUUUCAAAGUCUCUUUCUAUAGCCAAUACACUAAGAACCCCAGGUCUCUCAUCACCCAUCGAGUUUCGAGCAUAAUUUUUAAUCAAUUUCAUUUUUAAAAACGAUCUUUCAAAUCCGACGGAUGAUACAGGAAAUGUGGCAGCGCCUUUGAUCAAAGCAACAUGGUGUGGGGUGUGGGUGUGAGUGUCUUAUCUUCAUACACACCCACACCCACCCACAGCCACACCCCACACCCUUUUCAAAUGAAUUAUUUUUGAAAAUGGACAACGUAUGAUAAAUAAAAAUAAGACAAAAAAGAUUUGAUUUAUUUAUUUUAUAUAGAUUUACAAGUUAUCUUCAAUUGUUAUUUGUAUUUACUUUUGUUUUAAGUACAACAACAUGGUUACUUCUUGAUAAUACAUCUUAUAUUGAAACAAUUGGCUUUCUAGCCGUAUUUUUCAAAGCUUUAUUAGGUACACCACAAUUUAUGCGUAAUUUUCGAUUAAAAUCAACUGAAGGAAUAAGUAUGAAAAAUACCGUCAUUGUUUCAUCACCAGAUAAAUUAAUUAUUGGUGGUGAACAUGCUAUUGUUUAUGGUUGCCGAGCUUUGGUUACGAGUAUUGGUAUGCGUUUAUAUAUACAAUUAACAAAAGAAAAACAACGAGUUUAUUUUAUUGAUUUACUAAAUAUAUGUUUAUCAUAUCCAAUUGAAGUUGAAGCUAUACUUUAUGUUUAUAAUCAUUUUAAAUCUUUUAUAUCUAAUCAAAGUCAAUUGAAUAUACAAAUACCUUCUGAAAUUCAUAUUGGUGUUGGACUUGGUUCAAGUCCAGCAUUUAGUGUUUGUCUUGUUGGUUGUUUUUAUCUUCUUUAUUAUAAAAAAUUGAAUCAAGAAGAUAUUAAUGAAGUGUUAUAUAAAGUUGAAUGUAUGUUUCAUGGAACACCAUCUAGUAUUGAUAAUUCAAUAAGUGCAUACGGACAAUCACUUGUUUAUAGUCAAACAUUAAAUAAACAUAUUAAUUUUCAUUUAUCAAAUUUAACUAUUAUUGAUACAAAUGGAGAAAAAAUUUUAAAUAAUAUUGAAUUAUCUGUUGAUACAAUGAUUGAACAUCCAGAACAAAUUAAUCAAUUAUUUCAACAAAAUCAACAAUUACUUAAGCCAAAAAUUACAGGUGCUGGUGGUGGAGAUUGUCUUAUUGCAUUAACAUCUGAUUUUACAAAAGAUCAAAUUUUAGAUUUAUUAAAAGAUAAUCAUAUUAAAUCAAUUUAUUUUGUUGAAUAUAGUGUUGAAGGUUUACGAGAAGAGCAAACAUUUAAAAUCUUGUUUAUUUUUUUUGUUUUUAUUAUAAAAAAUAUUUGUUAUUUUAUGUGCAUGACUCGGAAAUCAAUUUAA
Molecule: messenger RNA, 2539 nt
Organism: Rotaria sp. Silwood1
Lineage: Eukaryota; Metazoa; Rotifera; Eurotatoria; Philodinida; Philodinidae
Source: the annotation of a GenBank genome assembly